AUGUUUUGGUAUAACCUUUGCAGAGACGUUGUUGACAGCAGUUUUGCUGUGACCAAGGUGCUGUCCGCCUGUCAGCUGCGCCGCCAUGACUGUGUGGCUCGCUUCAGUGUAUUGAGGGACCAGCAGAUAGAGAUGCACCAUGGUCUCCGCCAGCGUAGAGGGGCCUCUGCUGUGUCGCGCCUGACUGCCUCGGCAGCCGCAGGAGCUGUGGAGCCAGCGCCUCAGACCAAACAAAUGGAAGCAGCAGAUGCUGCACCCACUUGGCAAAUUCGCCUGCUCUAUGAUAGCGAAUGCCCCUUGUGCAUGAAGGAAGUGGCCAUGUUGAUGAGCAGGGAUGACGGGAAGGGCAAGAUCGACUUUGUGGACAUCUGUUCACCUUCAUACGACGCGGCGGAAAAUGGGGGUGUCACUUUUGAGACAGCCAUGAGGCGCAUCCACGGCGUCCUGCCGGACGGCUCGGUCGUCAGCAACGUCGAGGUCUUUCGCCGCUGCUACGAGGCUGUGGGCCUGGGCUGGCUGUACGAAUUUACCAAGUACUACCCCUUUGGCCCCAUGGCCAACGCGGUGUACGAGCUCUGGGCUGCCAACCGCCUGCGGGUCACUGGCCGGCCAGACCUGGCAACCAUUCUCGAGGAGCGCAGGGGGACUCCACAGGGCGCCAACUGCGACGAAGACUCUUGCGAGAUCGAAUUCCCACCGAAGAGAAAGUGA
Molecule: messenger RNA, 711 nt
Organism: Ostreobium quekettii
Lineage: Eukaryota; Viridiplantae; Chlorophyta; Ulvophyceae; Bryopsidales; Ostreobiaceae
Source: the annotation of a GenBank genome assembly